UGAUAAAUGAAAUAUUGCUUUCAAAUUUCAAUAAAAUAUAAAUAAAAUUUUUAUAAAAAGAAAAACAGAGCUAAAAGAAAAAGGCUAUAAAGCAAACGCGUGCCUAGGGAAGGCACCACUUGCGAUAAUUUUUCUUUUCCAAAAGAUAGGCAUAAAGAAAAGAAUCGUCGGAUAAAAAGGGAGAGCCGUCGGAUCUAGGGUUUCCUGUACUCCGGCGAGAUGCCGAAGAAUAAGGGCAAGGGAGGUAAGAAUCGGAAGAGGGGUAAGAACGAGGCCGACGACGAGAAGAGGGAGCUCGUGUUCAAGGAGGACGGCCAGGAGUACGCCCAGGUGCUGCGCAUGCUCGGCAACGGCAGGUGCGAAGCCAUGUGCAUCGACGGCGUCAAACGCCUUUGUCACAUCCGCGGCAAGAUGCACAAGAAGGUCUGGAUCGCCGCCGGUGAUAUCAUCCUCGUCGGCCUCCGCGAUUAUCAGUUCGACUGUGCUAUAGUCCUGCUUUUGUGCUCUGCAAAUCAGGAGUUCACUCGAAUGGUUUUGUUCUGUGCAAAACAUGAGUUCACUAGAAUGAAGAUGAGGGAAGUACAGAUAUCAACAGUACUUCCUUUCAAAACUUACCAUACAUUGAAGCUUGUGAUUGUUGCUAAUUUUGAUCGUGAUGAUAAAGCGGAUGUAAUUCUGAAAUACAUGGCUGACGAGGCUCGGUUGUUGAAGGCUUACGGUGAGCUGCCAGAGGGCACAAGACUGAACGAGGGCAUUGCAGGUGGGCUUGACGAGGAAGAUGAUGGGCCUGCUGAUGAUUACAUCGAAUUCGAGGAUGAUGACAUCGACAAACUCUGAAAAUCUCAACGUCUUACUAGUUCAAGAAACCUCCCCUUUGUGCUCAACAUCUAUAAUAAAAUCAAUAACGAUGAUAAUAAUACUACUAUUACUGGAGAAAGUAUUUAUUAUACUCGUGUGAUGAAAGUACAAAUAUAUGAGGGGAUUUCCCUUGUUUGUUUAGUAAUGUAUUUUAAGUUUUAUACAUGAUUAAGCUUUUUUUAUGUCUGGCAGACUUUUAGUUGAUGCUUUAAUGUUGAGCUUUGCUUAUAUGUGAAAGAAAGACCUUCAUAAUUUAAAUCUUGAGUUCAUUUUCUUGAAAGUUUAACUAGGAUUUUUUUUUAAUCAUAUUGGAUAAUGCUAUGAUUCUUGUGUAUGUGAAAG
Messenger RNA from Striga asiatica, 1200 nucleotides. NCBI's taxonomy places the organism in Eukaryota, Viridiplantae, Streptophyta, Magnoliopsida, Lamiales, Orobanchaceae. The record is from the annotation of a GenBank genome assembly.